CUACUACUCUCUUCCUCUUUGGCCAAACUAUAACUGCUGCUGCUGCUACUGCUACGUAGGGUUUGAUACACGCCCGAACCGCCCCAUCGAUGGUGCCUCGCACAUCGUCGUCGUCGACGUCGUCGUUGGAUCCUCGUUGCGUCGACUAAUAAUAAUAAUAAUUGUGUAGUUGUUAUCGUCCGCGCGCGGGUCCGUUCAACGGGCUCCUCCCGCCCGAGGAAAGAUGCAGCUCUGGAGCUACGUCCUCGUGUCGGCGCUGCUCUGCGUCGGACUGUGCUCCGAGGACGAGGAGAGGCUGGUGCGCGAUCUCUUCCGCGGCUACAACAAACUCAUCAGGCCAGUGCAGAACAUGACCGACACCGUCAACGUCAAAUUUGGUCUCGCCUUCGUCCAGCUCAUCAACGUCAACGAGAAAAACCAGAUCAUGAAGUCGAACGUGUGGCUGCGCUUCGUCUGGAUGGAUUACCAGCUGCAGUGGGACGAGGCGGACUACGGCGGGAUCUCGGUGCUGCGACUGCCGCCCGACAAAGUCUGGAAGCCCGACAUCGUGCUCUUUAACAACGCCGACGGCAACUACGAGGUGCGCUACAAGAGCAACGUCCUCAUCUAUCCGAACGGCGAGGUGCUCUGGGUCCCGCCCGCCAUCUAUCAGUCCUCCUGCACCAUCGACGUGACCUACUUCCCGUUCGACCAGCAGACCUGCAUCAUGAAGUUCGGCUCGUGGACCUUCAACGGCGACCAGGUCUCGCUGGCCCUCUACAACGACAAGAACUUCGUCGAUCUGUCGGACUACUGGAAGAGCGGCACCUGGGACAUCAUCAGCGUGCCCGCGUUCCUCAACGUCUACGAGGAGUUCCCCACCGAGACCGACAUCACCUUCUACAUCAUCAUCCGGCGCAAGACCCUCUUCUACACGGUCAAUCUCAUUCUGCCCACCGUGCUCAUCUCCUUUCUCUGCGUGCUCGUGUUCUAUCUGCCCGCCGAGGCCGGCGAAAAGGUCACCCUCGGCAUCUCCAUUCUCCUGUCGCUGGUCGUGUUUCUCCUACUGGUGAGUAAGAUCCUGCCGCCCACCUCGCUGGUGCUGCCCCUCAUAGCCAAGUAUCUGCUGUUCACCUUCAUCAUGAACACGGUGAGCAUCCUCGUGACGGUGAUCAUCAUCAACUGGAACUUUCGGGGCCCGCGCACCCAUCGCAUGCCCCAGAUGACGAGGCGCAUCUUCCUCAAGAUACUGCCGGCCAUACUGCUGAUGCGUCGCCCGAAGAAGACCCGACUGCGCUGGAUGAUGGAGAUACCCAACGUGACUCUGCCCACCUCGACGUACUCGGGCAGCCCCACGGAGCUGCCCAAGCAUCUGCCCGCCUCGCUCGCCGCCACCAAGCCCGCCAAGAUGGAGAUGAUGGAGCUGUCCGAUCUGCACCAUCCCAACUGCAAGAUCAAUCGUAAGAUCCAGCACGGCGGUUCGUCGCAGGCGGGUGGACCUGGAAGCGAGGCACUCCAAGAUCGUCGCGGCUCCGAGAGCUCGGACUCGGUCCUGCUCAGUCCCGAGGCGGCCAAGGCCACCGAGGCCGUCGAGUUCAUCGCCGAGCAUCUGCGCAACGAGGACCUGUACAUACAGACGCGCGAGGACUGGAAGUACGUCGCCAUGGUGAUCGAUCGCCUGCAGCUGUACAUAUUCUUCGUCGUCACGACGAUCGGCACCAUCGGCAUACUCAUGGACGCGCCCCACAUCUUCGAGUACGUCGAUCAGGAUCGCAUCAUCGAGAUCUAUCGCGGCAAGUGAAUCCAUCGUCGUACGAUGACGAGUGUGUGUGUGUGUGUAUGACUCGUUGCGAAAGCACAACAAAACAAAGGCCAAAUGAAUGCUCCAAAGUCAAAAAAAAAAAACCAGUUGCGAAUGUACGGUAGAUAGCGUUUAAAAAAAAAAAAAAAAUGA
Messenger RNA from Trichogramma pretiosum, 1933 nucleotides. RefSeq names its product acetylcholine receptor subunit beta-like 1 (gene nAChRbeta1). The record is from RefSeq and is a predicted model, not a curated record. Lineage: Eukaryota; Metazoa; Arthropoda; Insecta; Hymenoptera; Trichogrammatidae. The transcript is spliced from 4 exons. Gene Ontology annotation, molecular function: transmembrane signaling receptor activity; acetylcholine-gated monoatomic cation-selective channel activity. Gene Ontology annotation, cellular component: postsynaptic membrane; synapse; neuron projection. Gene Ontology annotation, biological process: signal transduction; chemical synaptic transmission; regulation of membrane potential. The coding region runs from base 224 to 1780 and encodes 518 amino acids.